AAGACAUCAUAGGUUAUUGAGUUUGUCAUUUAUAAGUUUUAACAACCACACAAGUUACAUUAAAAAUGUACUAAUUUUGUUAGUAAAUUGUCGAAUGUCAACAAAGACCAUGAAUUAACUGCAUUUUAUGAAAUGUUAACUACAUUUCAAUUACAUUUAAAUAACAAUAACUACGGCUUCGUUUUAAAUUUGUAAUAAAAUUAAUAAGUUCGAAAAGCAGAGGAAAGCCAUUUUAAUAGUUAAAAAGAAAACAAUAGCCACAGAUAUGAUCAUUUCUGAGAAAUACUCUAUAUAGUGAUGGAUUAAGGCUUGAUGCCGCCCUAGCCUCUGUUUAUCAGGCCUACAUUAAUUUCUCUAAUAAAAAAGUACUAUGAAAAAAAAGAUCUAUUGGACCAAACAGAAAAGAGCCUCCUCACGUCGAAAGAAGAGUGUAAACAGAUAUGUAUUGACUAUAGGAAAUCAAUGGAAACUUGUUCUAAAUUAGAAAAUGAUAUGCAGAUCUUGCAGAAUGUUAACAAAGGACUUGAAAGUAAAUGUUUUCAAGCAGAAAAUCAGUAUGCCGCUGCAACAUCCUUAACACAUCAACUCCAGAUGUUAGUAAAGGAACAAGAAACUCAAAUUGAAUCUUUAUCAAUAGAAAGCGGGUUACUGAAAUCAAAUUCAAAAGAACAUGAAAAAAAAAUUUCAACAUUACUGAAAGACAAUGAAGUGUUGUUAAAGCACAUGUGCCUGGCUAGGAAUAUUAUAUUAGGAAAAAAAAAACUAAAUAAAAAAAGUAAAUUGAUAUUAAAAACAUAUGAAAAACAUAAAUGCACUAGUGAACAUGAAUCUGAUGAUGAUGAUAGUGUUAUUGAUGAUUCAUAUGAUGAAGCUCCUUCAUCUCCGAUGGAUGCUGCAGAGAAUAUAGACCAUACAACCGAUGAAGUAAAUGCACUAAAAUCAGAAAGUAUUUCCGUGGCGAAAAAACUAUGUGUUCAACGUGACUUUCUUAUUGUGAAGAAUGAUACUACUGAAUGUAAUGAUGCUAUUAGUGUUGAUGCAGGACGCGGAUCAUCUCUUGCAUUUUCAGAUAGUGACAAGUGCUUUCACAGUCCUGAUUAUUAUAUGAAUGAUAGUCCUUUAAGUGAUGGAUCCAAUACAAACAAACAAACAAAGAGAUUGCAAAAUACAGCUUCAAGUCCUAUACAAUUUACAGAAUAUGUGGAAGCAUCAACUAGUCCUGUUGAAUUUGAGCAAUACCUGCAAACGACAAAUAAUGAUAGUAAGAGAAAAAAUCGAUCAAUAUUUGAUAGUCCUGAAAAACUCCGGCAUGCGGGUACAGAAGAUAAUUCCUUAAGUCCUGUCAUGUUCAGUAACCACAAAAACAUACAUGCUAGCGAAGGCCAUAUCGUGACCACGGAUGUUGCUACAAGCCCUAUAAAUCAUUUUAGUCGAGAUACUAUCUUACAAAUUCAACAUGAAGAUAAGGCUUUAAGCCCCAUAAAGCUUAAUAAUCACAAACAUGCAUCAACUAGUCCGGACCGAGUGAAAACAAUGAAUGUUAUGACUAGCCCUAUAAGACCCUAUAGUACCGACACUAAUGUAGAAUUAAUACAAGCAGAUAAGGCGUUAAGUCCUAUAUUGUUAACUGAACACAGAAAUGUUUCGACUAGCCCAAUCAGAAAGCAAACAGCGAAUGUUUAUACAAGCCCUAGAAAAUGUUUGAAUACCGAAACAAAUUUGGAAUUAGAAUAUUCAGAUAAAACAUUGAGUCCACUAACAAAAUGCAGUAAUUGUAAAAAUACACCUACUAGUCCAAAAUGUAUUCAGUCAAUAAAUGUAAGUAAUAAUCCUAUACAACUUUUAAGUAGUCAAACAGAUGCUGCAUUAGAACAGGCAAACAAAGAAAAAGAAUGUUUGGAGUUACACAACAGCACUAACAUUCAAGAUGAUAAUUGCAAUGAUAAUGAAAUUGAUAUGAUAUUACGUUCCAUGAGAAUGGACCACAAUCUCAUAACUCCUAUCCCAUUAACCCCAACAAAAUCACAAUCCACGAUCAAUCAUGUUUCUAAAGUUUCUCACAAGCAACUAUCAGUGAGCGUUUGUCAAGAUGCAGCUCUAGUGAGAGAGGAAAAUAAACAAUUACAAGCCAGUAUUGCCGAACUUGCAAAAGAAGUAAUGAGUAUCAAGUUGUUACUCAGGAAUCGACAGCUUCCAAAAAUACCUGAGAAACCUUCAGGGCUGGAAGAUUUAAAUGAAAUAAAUAUUGAAGCAAGUGAUUUAGUAAUUCUUAAUUCGCCACCGAAAACUGCAAUAAAUCCCAAAGAUAAAGAAUUUAAAAAAUCACAUAAUAAAACAAAUGAAUUGGACACAGACAAAAGUGAACAUUCUAUACAAGAAUGUGUUCAAAAUGUAACACAGAAAAAGAUACGAGAAAGUCUUGAAGUACGUCAGGUAAGCCCACGAGUUAUUCUUAAAUCGUCUGAUGUUUGUGUUGCCCAAAAUAAAAAUAUAAAUGAUUCUAAUGAUGUAGAAUCAACAUGUGUGCAUGAUCAGACUCCGUUAGUACAUAAUGGAGAACCAACGUGUCCUAUAUCUAAUCAAAAUCCCAGUAACAUACAGAAUAUCAUAGAUAAUAAUGUUGGGGUCAAUGUAACGGAACCUAUCUGUGAUUAUUUUGGAGAACCUUCCCCGAUAAAGGAAGGUCGUAAAGUAGUUAAAUCAAGAAAAAUGACAAAACUAGAUAAGCUUAAACAAAAAUUGUUGCCGAAAUGUAAGAUAAAAACUAAUGAGCCACUAGCUAAAAAAUUGCAACUUAAACCAUGUAAAGUACUGAUACCUAGAAUAAAAAGAAUAGUGACCGAUUUAGAUUCUUCAGCUACAUUGAAUAAUAAAGAUGUUUAUGAAAAAGCACUUAAAGCAAUGGCUGAAUUGAAAGCAAAAAAUCGCGCCACAGAACCAGUAGAAAAAAUUGAAAAUAGUAGUAAUAAUAAAGAUAUUCCAAAGACUAUACCACCGAAUGAAACAAGUACACUUCAAGAAAAUAAAAAACACAUAGAAGCAGAUAAUCAAUGUAGCGCUGAUAUCAACCUUGAUAAUAAUCUACCACAAUAUACCAAACCACAACUAAUCAUAACAAGAAGUCGUAGUAAAAGCUUUGGUACAACGGAAGAAGAAGUUUCUGUAAAAACUAAAUCUGCACAACAUGAAAAGAAUAACAGUAAAUUUCAAGAUGAUAAAAAUGAAAAUGAAGAAAAUUGUGUUUUAUCUAAUUUAUGUAGAAAGCGGACAAGGCAAAAUUCUGAUGAGAAAUCAAAUACUGAACCUGUACCAUGCAAACGUGUGUUACGUAGUUCAGCUAGUAACAUAAAAUUAUUCCAAAAACAAUCUGAUAUUUCAAAUGCCUCUGAAAGUAUUAAGCAAGUACAUAGUGUAGAGUUAAUAGAAAAAGAAAUAGUAAAAGAAUCUUUUGUUACGAGUCCUCAAUCUCACAAAAGUGUAAAUAAGGCGGUGUCAAGUUUUAGUUCAGAAACAGAAGACAUGACAAAGGAUGUAGAAGAGUGCAAUGAACCAAGUCCUAAAGAAAGCAUACUGUGUAAAAUGAUACAAAAAUAUGGAGUUAAGUCUGUUAGAUAUUGCGCUAAGAAAAUACCAGAAUCUGUUUCUGAUCCGAUUGUUAAAAAGAUUGAAGAGGGAAUAGCAAAAAUAUCGGAGCUUCCUGCAAAUGAAACAAAGAAAGCAAUGGAUAAAUUAGUUGCGGAUUUGAAAAAAAAUGACACAAAACAUUUGAUAUCAGCAUUAAUUAAAUAUUUAAAGAAUCCUGAUCGUAAGACUGAGCUGUUCAAAACAGUAAAUUCUCCACCAGCACCACCUAUGACCCAAUCAGAACAAGUGCUACUUUAUAUCAUCUCACAAUUGAACAUGAGCUAUUCAUCAACAGACAUAGUAGAGGACCUUCUGAAAAAUAUAGAAUUCACGUUAUUCGCUUUAAAUCGUACCCCAGAAUUUGUGGUUAUAGAAAGUAUGGCACAUUUCUAUGCAGUGCUUUGUCGAUACUUCAAAUUCAAAAGCAGACUGAGGGUCUUUAUAAUGGAUGCUAUGUAUUGUAUGCAAUUUAAGGCUGUACCAUUAAUUAAACAGUGUCUUGAUGUUUGGAUGCUCAUUUUACCGUUAGCUCAUAUGGGAAUUGCAAAAAGUCCAUUGGUCACUUGUUUGGUGUACUUGCUGCACUUCUAUAAAUGUGAAGACAAAUUUAAUAGAGUUCAAGAAAUUAGGAGUAUUCUACAUAGAAAAUAUUUUUAUCAAGUAACAGAAUGGAAUGAGCCAAAAAUAAUGGAAAUGUUGAAGAGUUCAAUAAUGGAAAUAAGAACUCUAAGUAUUGAAAAGAAAAUGCUGCGAAUGGCAAUUAUAAUUUUCGCUAAAAGACAUGGAACAAAGUGGUGUCAAAAAAACAUAAUUAACAAAAUAUUACUGCCCAUCAUAGAAAGAGAAAAUGUUCCUAGUAGAGUGAAAGAAUUCUGCUUGUCAAUGUUGGGGCCUUUAAUGAAGCCAUAUCCUGCAGAUAUGAAGGUGCACUGUGAAGUUGUUAUGAAUCAACUUAUUGAUAUGUUCCAACAAAAUACAUCACAACAAUUAAAAGAAGCAAUUGUCAAAAGUUUAUUGUAUAUGGACAGACAUAAUCAGUGUCGUGUUAUCAAAGUUCUAAUUGAUUGGAGACCAAAAACUAUUUCACCCGAACUAGAAGAUGCUUUGCGAGACUUUGUCAAGUCGAAACCUUUAAGAACAUGGAAAAUUACAUUAGCCAAAAUUAGAUAGUAGAAAAAUAUACUGUUUUGAAAAUAGUGUGUGAGUAGUAGUUUAAUUGGCUAUUUUAUUACAUUUGACCGUAAAUAUAUCUCUUGUAUAAAUUGUGUUGUCAGUUGUAAUGUUGAUAAUGUUUCACAGUUUUAUAGUGGAAUGUGAUCUUAUUACUAAGUUAUAUAUACUGUACAGAACUGUGAGGUUAAUUUUAUUUAAGUAAAUCUAUUUAGGCUAAGGCCCAUAACUCAAGUUUGCAUUUAAAUAAACUACAAUAAUAUAUACUUUUGGUUAAAUUUUCAAAAUCAACAUUAUAGUUAUUGUGUUUGUUUAUCCACUUAACAAGAAUUUUAUGGAGGCCUAUCAAUUUAUGAUUGAAUACUGUGAUUGUAGUUUUCUGUUUAAGUUCAGAGUAGGUUUAAGAUGAUGAAAAUAAAACAUUUCAUAAAUA
Bombyx mori (domestic silkworm) is the source of this 5227-nucleotide messenger RNA. RefSeq lists its product as uncharacterized. The record is from RefSeq and is a predicted model, not a curated record. Bases 463 to 4794 code for a protein of 1443 amino acids. The transcript has 12 exons. NCBI's taxonomy places the organism in Eukaryota, Metazoa, Arthropoda, Insecta, Lepidoptera, Bombycidae.